This is a messenger RNA of Saccharomyces mikatae IFO 1815, 1344 nucleotides long. RefSeq names its product oxysterol-binding protein OSH6 (gene OSH6). Lineage: Eukaryota; Fungi; Ascomycota; Saccharomycetes; Saccharomycetales; Saccharomycetaceae. Gene Ontology annotation, molecular function: sterol binding. The coding region runs from base 1 to 1344 and encodes 447 amino acids. Gene Ontology annotation, cellular component: cytosol; cortical endoplasmic reticulum; membrane. The record is from RefSeq and is a predicted model, not a curated record. The transcript has a single exon.
AUGGGCUCCAAAAAACUGACUGUAGGAUCCGAUUCGCAUCGUUUGAGCAGAUCCAGCUUUACAAGCAGUAAAUCUUCACAUUCAGCAAUAAAAGAUCAGCCGAUCGAUACAGAUGAUAUUGAUGAGGAUGAUGAAUCCGGUCAUAAUAUUAUCUUAAAUAUUAUCUCACAAUUAAGGCCAGGCUGUGAUUUGACUAGGAUUACCUUGCCUACAUUUAUAUUAGAAAAGAAGUCCAUGCUUGAACGUGUCACAAAUCAGUUGCAAUUUCCUGAGUUUUUGUUGCAAGCGCAUUCAGAGAAGGAUCCAUUGGAAAGAUUUUUGUACGUCAUAAAAUGGUAUCUAGCAGGCUGGCACAUUGCACCCAAGGCAGUUAAGAAACCGUUAAACCCAGUCCUUGGUGAGUAUUUUACCGCUUAUUGGGAUUUGCCAAACAAACAGCAAGCAUACUAUAUAGCUGAGCAGACAAGUCACCACCCUCCAGAAUGUGCGUAUUUUUACAUGAUCCCCGAAUCAUCAAUUAGAGUGGAUGGUGUGGUUAUUCCUAAAUCCAGAUUUUUGGGAAACUCAAGUGCCGCUAUGAUGGAUGGAUCAACAGUCUUACAAUUUCUGGACAUUAAGGAUAAAACCGGAAAACCGGAAAAGUAUGUCCUAACACAACCCAACGUAUAUGUAAGAGGAAUUCUGUUUGGAAAAAUGAGAAUCGAACUUGGAGAUCAUAUGGUAAUUAAAUCUCCCAAUUUCCAAGUUGAUAUAGAGUUUAAGACAAAAGGAUAUGUUUUCGGUACUUACGACGCCAUCGAGGGAACUGUUAAAGAUUAUGACGGUAACUCAUAUUACGAAAUAUCUGGUAAAUGGAAUGAUGUUAUGUAUAUAAAGGAUUUAAAGCAGUCACGCUCUUCACCAAAAGUAUUUCUCGACACACAUAAAGAGUCACCACUAAGACCAAAGGUUCGGCCAUUGGACGAACAAGGUGAUUACGAAUCCAGAAAACUGUGGAAAAAGGUUACAGAUGCACUGGCUGUCCGCAAUCAUCCUGUCGCGACUGAGGAAAAAUUCCAGAUAGAAGACCAUCAAAGACAGUUAGCCAAAAAGCGUAUCGAAGAUGGUGUGGAAUUUCAUCCAAAGUUAUUUAGACGGUCAAAACCUGGCGAGGAUCUUGAUUAUUGUAUUUAUAAGAAUAUCCCUACUAACGAGGAUCCUGAGAACCAAAUACGAAGUAUAUUGCAAAUAGCACCUAUUUUACCAGGUCAACACUUUACUAACAAAUUCUUCAUCCCUGCAUUCGAGAAGAUAAAAGCACAAAAUAAAGGGAAUGAGGGUAGGAAGGAGAAUUCGGGAAGAUAA